AUGUUUGCAAAUAAUAAAAAACCAUCAAGCAAAACAAAUAAUUCUUCCACAAAAAGUCCCAUAAUUUCUCAUAUACCACCAAGUAAUAAUUUAGAGAAAAUUACGUCGAGUUUUGAGAACAUCGUUCAACCUUCACCUUAUGAUACAAAGCCACAACUUACAACGACAAAGAAAAUACCACCACCGUUAUCGUCAACAACACCAACUUCGUCAACAGCUGAGCCAGAUCCAACGACAAAGAUUACAAGGACGACCACAACGACUACGGUAACCACCGUCACCACGACAACCAUAUCGGCUAAAAACUCACCGGGGCAAGGCCCACUUUAUCUGGACUUUGGAGACUUUAGUCUUUCCCCAAUUGAACCUGAUAAACUUGGUAGUAACGGUGACGAUGCUACCAAUAAAAAUUUAUCUCAACCAGCAUCUCAAAAAACCACUGGUCCCGCUUUAGUAUCACUCGAUAAUAAUAUAAGCGUUAAUGAUCCUUCAUCUAUUACAAUAGUUUCAUCAAAAACUUCCACCGAUCCCGUAAAAAUAAAAGAAGAAUUUGAACAAAUUUCACCCACUUCAUCUUCUUCAUCUAAUACAUUAUCGUCCGAUUCACCGCGUCCUUUUCCUUCGGCGAGACCCACGCUAAAAGGUUAUCAAAAGGUCCCUCACCUUGACAAUUCUGACCCUCGAAGGCAACCUCAUCAUUAUCUUAAACGUAUUGAAUCGGCUCCUGUUAUUCCUAAUUUGUCAAUUAAUAAUAAUGAAAUGUAUGAUAGUUUUCUUCUAUCCACAAAGUCCAUGUCUAAUUUAAAUAAAAUGGAUCCAAAAAGCACAACACCAUUGGAAAAUAAGUCGAGUACCGAGACCCCAAAGCAAUAUCUUGAAAGGAUGCAAUAUACUUUAUCAAAAUCAAAGCUUGCUACCAUGCUAGCGAAAAAAUCAGAUUCCUUCCAUCAGGCCGUUCUAAAGGAAUACAUGAACGCUUUCGACUUUGAUAAAGACCCUAUUGAUAUUGCAUUACGAAAAUUUUUGAUGGAAUGUCAUCUUCCAAAGGAAACGCAACAAAUUGAUCGUGUCAUGGAAUCUUUCGCAAAGAAAUAUUUUGAUUCUAAUCCCGACUUGUUUUCUUCUCCGGGUAUGUAA
Molecule: messenger RNA, 1137 nt
Organism: Funneliformis geosporum
Lineage: Eukaryota; Fungi; Glomeromycota; Glomeromycetes; Glomerales; Glomeraceae
Source: the annotation of a GenBank genome assembly